Molecule: messenger RNA, 2390 nt
Organism: Patella vulgata (common limpet)
Lineage: Eukaryota; Metazoa; Mollusca; Gastropoda; Patellidae
Product: anoctamin-4-like
Exons: 26
Coding region: 246-2390 (714 amino acids)
Biological process (GO): chloride transmembrane transport
Cellular component (GO): plasma membrane
Molecular function (GO): protein dimerization activity; chloride channel activity
Source: RefSeq, a predicted model, not a curated record
GUUGAGGGAUUCUCCAUAGUGCAGCGAACUGCUUCGUUUUGGGAGUGACUGUUAUUAUUUUUGACCCAAUAAUUUCUUCUCGAAAGUAGGAAUAUAACCAGUUAAUUCGACAGAACCACAGACUAAUAUCAAUGUAGAAAACAAUCAUCCAUUUAACAAAAUUUAGGUAAUGAUUUGUGUGUUUCAUUCUGAUUUGGAAUAUUUUUUGUGAAUUGUGAAUUGAAGGAUUACUAAUAGAGAGGAAAAUGGCCGACCCAGAAAAUAGACCAAUUGGAUUUGAGAUGAUGGAAGCAGGAAUGGCGGUAUCGCCACAACCACCUCCACCAGAAGAAUUAAUCUAUCCACCCGUUGGUCAGAAUAUGGAUACGUCUCCGUUAGUAUCUGGUAAUAUUCAACCAAUUGGAUUCGAAGAUCAAGUCAAUCCAGCAUUUCGAGAUGAUGUUCCUUCUCAACGAGCUAAGGGUCAUGUUUCAUUUUCUGGUGUUUCCAGCCGAGCUCUCAUAUUUCCUGGGGAUCAAAAUGGUGUAACUCUGAUUGGAGUGAAGACACUAGUCACGGAGAUUGAUGUCACAGAUGAGGGGAAUACAAAUGGUCAUCCAAAAACUAAAAUUGCCAAGGAUGGAACAGAGAGUUUCAUACCCUACGUAGACGGUGUCGACGAUAAUGAAGAUAUUGUUCUAUUAAGAAAUUUUGAACAGCAACAGCAACGACAUGGUUCGAACAGUUUUAAGAUACCGGCCGUGGAAACAUUAUAUUUCCGUGAUGGCGUCAAAAGAAUUGAUUUCGUUCUGGCUUAUAACGACACAGACGCGGACAAGAAAGUUAACAGGCGGAACUUGUUCGAGGAAAAUCUUAAAAAAGAAGGAGUUGAACUGGAAUAUGAAGAAAGACACCGUAAUAAGAAGGACAAGUUAAGGUUUGUAAAGAUUCACUGUCCGUGGGAAGUAUUGAUAAGUUACGCAGAAGUUAUGAGUAUGAAGAUGCCUUUAGCUAUGAAUGAUUUAGAUGAAGAGACCACAAGCUGCUGGUCAAAAUGUCCGACACCGUUCGAUCUGGACGAGGAAUAUUUACCUCCCGUACCUGAUUAUUUUACUGCAGCUUUCUCUAGAAACAGACUGGAUAAGUUUAUAGUUGAUAAUAAGGAGACGUUCUUCUCGUCAGCACAGCGGGGAUUAAUCGCGUAUCAGGUCUUGAGUAGAUGUACGUAUGAAGAGGCUUCAGACAAACGAAAGAGGAAGUUUGGUAUUAAGAAUUUAAUUAAUUCUGGAGUUUACCAAGCGGCAUACCCCUUACAUGAGGGUGAAUAUCUGAGUCCCCAUUCUCUACUGACCAGAGGCAAGAGUAAUGAUAGACAUUUGCUGUAUGAAACUUGGGCCAAACCCGGCCGAUGGUACAAAUAUCAGCCACUUGAUCAUAUUCGGAAAUAUUUUGGUGAGAAGAUCGGAAUUUAUUUUGCAUGGUUAGGAUAUUAUACAGCCCUACUUUUACCAGCGGCAUUGAUUGGUCUAGUAGUUUUCAUCUACGGAUGUGUCCGCCUGUUUGAUGAUACUGUAGGGAAAGAAAUCUGUGAUGAGAACGGUGUCGGUAAUUUUACGAUGUGUCCACUAUGCGAUGUUCGCUGUACCUUCUGGAAAUUAAAGAAAUCGUGUACAUAUUCUAGAGCUACCUACAUCUUUGAUAAUGAAGCUACAGUAUUCUUCGCUGGAUUCAUGGCCCUGUGGGCGACAUUUUUUCAUGAGAUGUGGAAACGGAAACAAGCUGAAAUAGAGUACGAUUGGGAUGUGGCAGAUUUUGAACAGGAGGAAAAUAUCCGACCAGAAUAUGAGGCUCAGGUGAGCACGACAAAGAAGAAUCCAAUUAAUCAGGCAAGAAGCCUUCUUUUACUCGAGAUGGAAGAGCCUCACGUUCGGUUUGCUCAUCGUGUGUGUCGAUUUGCUUCUUCAUUUAUAACCGUGGUGUUUAUGUUAUGUUUGGUUGUUGCUGCUGCGUUUGGUGUGAUUGUGUACCGUGUGACAGUAGCAGCCAUUUUCUACAGCGUGGACCAGGAAGAAAUCAGUGCACGAGCCAAUCUUAUUACAACUAUUACGGCAGCUAUUAUUAAUUUGAUCAUCAUCGUUAUUCUCAGUUGGGUUUAUCUACAAAUUGCAACAUUCUUGACAAAUUUUGAAAUGCCGCGUACUGAGACGGAAUGGGAAGAUAGUUUUACGUUUAAAAUGUUUCUGUUUCAAUUCAUCAAUCAUUAUUCAUCUAUAUUUUAUAUCGCAUUCUUCAAGGGCAGAUUUAUUGGCCGUCCUGGUGCCUAUAACAGACAGAUCAAUUUCACCAGACAGGAAGAGUGUGACCCAGCUGACUGUCUGAUUGAGUUAUGUUUUUGUAUAUUUUUAGUGUGA